CGGGCAUGUGCUCAAACACAACAGACCCUUUUUAUAAUAAAUGUCGCAAUUAUUUGUCGCAUAUUUCAGACUUCAGCAGCUACACACCGAUAUUUACACAAACAGUAAAUGUAGCUAGCUAUUGAAGCUUUCUAAUCACUUUAGGUUACAAUUGUAGGCUUGUUGCCAUGGUUACAUGUUGGGCAGUGCGAAAUUGCGGUUUUGUCGCUUUAAUUUCCCCCCCGAAAAAGAGAUAAAUCGUAACAUUCUACGUAAUUUUAUAUUUGUUAGAGCAAAGGCAACAGGAGUACGUUUGCUCGUUGUCAUGGUUAUGUUCGGACAUAGUGACACUGUAUCAAAAGCGCUGAUACAGAAAUGGUUUUAAAUCCAUUUCAGGAGGUGUGAUGUAGCGCAAGCUCGGUAAAGCAUGCUAACCUGCGUUUAUUAACGUAUUCCUCAAUCCGCUUGAUGUUGUGUCGCUUUGUAUAUUAUGGGAUGGCUCCCAGAAGUUCACACAUGAUGUUGUUUUGAGAUAACGAAGUGGAGGUACGGCGUCACAGGUUAGCGGCACAUGCCUGGUCGCGACUCAGGAUUUCUGCAGAUGCUAAAGUCCUGAUGUAAACAUGAGUGUUUAUUUGUGUGUCAUUAACACACUCCAUUUCCACAACAUUCCAGCCUCUUCACCUGAACCUUAAAUCAAGCCUCAGCCUCCUGACAAAUCAUGGCUCCAGGCCCACGCUUCAUUCCAGCGAACGAACGCUAAAGCUGUUUUCCUGGAUCUCGCGACUGAAUGUUUGUCUACUGAUUCCAGCAGGCCGCAGUGUCACGUCACUCGUCUCACCGCGUCGAUCCUCUCACCACGACGCUCGUCUCUUUCCCAGAGUUUCCCAAACCACUUAAGAGCUGCAAAAAAAAAAACCCUUCCAGUAACCGGUGAUAAUGUUUCACAGGUAGCCGUAGCCUCCAGAUUAAACACGUAGGAUAAACCGUAACUGCCAGUAACUCUUAACGGACACUGGAUUCCAAGCUAAUUUUCAUGCUAACUCAUUAUAAUCAGCUCACGUGAACACACCAUCAGCAUGGACCUUAAUCACCUUCACCUCGACAGUCGCUCAGGAAUCGUGUGUGUUUAGGGCGGGUUUGCUAAUGCUACAAAAUGAGGAAGUCAAUUAAAGCAUCCGUUCCAUAAAUAAUUGUUUAGAGAUAAAGUAUAUUUAGAUAUCCAUUCGCACGUGAGAGUUCUGUUAACUUAAAAUAUUCCUUCAAGCCAAGAGCGUAAAAUCUGGGCUACUUCAGUCAAUGUUAUGCUAGUUUUACACCUGAUGUAGGAAGUUGGCCAUGUUUGGUGUCUAAUGUUUCUGUUUUUUUUUGCGCUAAAUCCCAACAUUAGGAAGGCCGCCGUCUCGGACCAGCGCACCAGAUAACACGUUUUACCCAAUAAUCUUUCUUGGGUGACCUCGACUGCUCAGUCCCCCUGGUGGUCAUUUACUUUCUUACACACGCACCGUGUUCCCCUCACCUGGUUUACCGGCAUAAUCUGGGCGUGGUUUACUCUGCGAACACAAAUAACUGGCUACAAACAUCAACAGGAAACGGUUUCUAACUUGUAUAUCGCUAGCAAUUGGAACAUUGAUAACGCUAGCUAACGUCGUCUAUCGAGAUGUUGUCUAGACGUGACUUGACAAGUUGGAAUGUUAACAGCGACGUAAAACGACGUUAUUUUUUAAAAUUAGCAAAAGUUUUUGUGCUUGAUGUUCGCACGUUGUCCUGAUUAGCCAAGCAACCUAACGCCAUGUAGCUGAAGCAGUAUUUUGCCUGCAUUAGCUGACUAAACAGAAUUUAUUUAGUAUUUUUGAUAUUUUGAUAAUUUUGCCUCUUAUUUACCGAUUAAAAGCAAAAUGUAAACGUAAAAAGUUUAACUCUUAUCAAAGGAAGCAAAACAAAGGCACUAAACAUUCUCGCUGAUUGAAAAAUUGUGUACGUUUGAAUCAUUUUCCUGCCAGACGCUUCUUUUUUUUCCUCUCCUCUGCUGUGAUCUGUUAGCCUGCAGCUACUUCCUUCCUGUCUACAGCUCUGCUAGGUUUAAUCCUCAGUUCCGUUACUUUUGGAGCUUUUGCCUUCUCAGUGGUUCUGUUGUGGAAAUCUAACGCUGCAUCUUUCACCAGUUUAUUUCCUCCUUCCCCCUUUUUUCUUGCUUCUGGUUAUUUCUAAAUGGUGACAGCGAGGCGCUUUACGAUUCAUGCUCCUCAUGGUUUCAGCUCUAGCGCAGUUUUAGCGGGUUGCAUGUCUUUUAAGAGGAACUGAGAUUUCUUAGCCGCUACUCAAGGUUCCAUCGUUUUCUAGCAGUAGCUGACCUUCAGGCGCUAAUCUUCUGGCUUCUUUUUGACGAGGCUUUUCUCACUGUUUCUUUCUUUAACCUCAUUGCAUACGUUUUUCUUUUUUUCUCUCUUCAUGGAGCUUCUGAGGUGUGAUGGUGAGGAAUGUUCUGGCUGGCUGAAUCUAACUCUGCUUCUUUCACCUGCACCUUCAGCUUGGUGGCUGCAUCACAGCAGAGCGUUCGAUAACCAGGGCUUCCUCCUGACGCUGGACGCAAAGCUCCCAGUGGAGUUGGUGCACCAGUACGGGGACCUCAUCAAUGGAUCCUGUAGACCCGGGUACGCCGCCGCCAAGAUGACUGCUAUCUUUCCAAAGUUUGUAAAGCCAGCACCUAUGUUUCUUGACCGGAACUUUAAGCGACUAGCAAAAGUCAACAACUAUUUACCUCCGUUUGGAUUGAAAACACAAGAAAGAAUCAUAGACACUAUAUUAACUGCUACAAAGACUUAUGGACUGAGUCCAGAACUUGACCGAUUGAGUUGUAAAAGAUGUGUAAUAGUUGGAAAUGGUGGAAUCCUGGCCAAUAAGUCCCUGGGCUCGCGUAUCGAUGAAUAUGACAUAGUAGUGAGGUUAAAUGAAGCUCCGGUGAGCGGGUAUACACGUGACGUGGGCACCAAAACCACCAUGAGGAUAACGUAUCCUGAGGGAGCUUUCCAGAAGCCAGAACGAUACGAGAAAGACUCUCUGUUCGUCUUCUCGGCCUUCAAACCUCUUGACUUCAAAUGGCUGAGGCACAUGAUCUUCAGAGAGAAACUGCAAGUCACUGAGGGCUUUUGGAAGUCUGUGGCUCAGUUUGUGCCCAGGGAACCCUCGGAGAUGAGAAUUCUCAACCCUUACUUCAUCCAAGAAGCUGCCUUCCAGUUCAUUGGCCUGCCGCUGAACAACGGCCUCAUGGGUAAAGGGAACAUCCCGACGCUUGGUACUGUUGCCAUAACGAUGGCCCUGCAUAACUGCGACGAGGUUGCUGUCGCUGGAUUCGGCUACGACAUGAACACCCCUCACGCACCCUUGCACUAUUACGAGACGGUCAAAAUGUCUGCCAUCAAAGAGUCAUGGACUCACAAUAUCUCCAAGGAGAAGGAGUUUCUCCAGAAGCUGGUGAAGGCCAACGUCAUCACAGACUUGACAAAAGGGAUCUGAUCGUCGCAGCGUAGCUGCUUCUUCCCCUGAGCAAGGAACCGAGGAUGCUGGGAAAUCCGGAGAAUGUCGAGGUGUACGGCUGCAGCUGGAGAAAAGGGGGGAGGUGACGCUAGUAUCGACCACACGCAAAUGUGCCUUCUGACCGAGAAACUUCCUCCGACCUGGAUUCCGUCCUGAACAUCCGGAGAGACCGGCUUUUCCUCUGUUCUGCAUUCGUCCUCAAGUUCUAUUUGAGACGAGUGUAAUCAAAGACCCGAGAGGUGGUGAGACGCAAGAACUGGACCGAUCGUGCCAAACGUACCUCUGCGGAGGAGAAGGUUCUCCUCUACAACAUGAAUGUAUUCACUGUGUAGAUUCCACCGGUUCUUAGUGUUGUUUUAUCGUCAUGCCUUUGUUUUAUCCGUCCGCUCUUCUGCGCCAUCGUCAUCGCCCGAAGGUCACAGGUCGGCCUUCGUAUCGUGACAAAAAAAAAGUGUAUUAUUAAGAACGGAUGCUUUUUUUUAAUUAUUAUUGUUAUUUUAAUUAUUUAUUAAGUGACUUAAUCUCUCUUUAAUUGGAGAGGAUUUUAAUGUUUUACUCUGUUUAACGGGAGGCUUGGUGUUUUUAUUAAUUAAUUAUUUUCUUAUUUUAAUUAUUUGAUUUUUUUUUCUGUUUAAUUACGUUGUAUACUCUCUCUCACUCACUCACUCUACCAAUCAAAGACCACAAGUGAAAAAUUUCUCCAAUUCAUCCAUCGUUUCUCCAAGCCACCAUGCUGUUGGUGUCGUGCCUCUGUGUGUCGAUCAGCUUCUCGCCGAAGGUAUUGAAGAUAUGGAACUCAAAAUGCCUGAAAAUAACAAAUGUUUACUUUUUUGAUAACGUGAUCAGCUUUGCCGGGUCGACGUUUAUUUUCCGAAUAGUGUUGCCUUUGUACUUUUUCCAAGCAUCGUCGUCGUCGUCGUCUGUAUUUCUAAAACUUUCUAUCGAGAUUCGUCACAGCAGUUGUUUGUAAUUUAAUAAGCUGUAUAUUUUCGGAGAAUGGACGUGAAGUUAUGAAUCACAGUCAGGGGAAAAGGAACCCCGCCAUUUUUAAAUUUGUUUUAAAUUUUUAUUUUUUUUUGCAGUACAGUUUAGUUUUAUUUAGUUUAGUAGUUUAGUUUUGUUUGCACAGAAGAUAUGUUCACAUUGCAGCUUUAAUGAGAUUCACAGCAAACAAGCCAAAAGUGUGAGGAGGUCCCCAGGAGAACGUCAAAGAAAAACUGAAGAGCCGAACGAGCUGAAACACACAUGCUAAUACAGCGGUGGACAAACCAUUAGCCUGGUCACCCAGGGCUAGCAGAUUCCACAUCUAGGCUCUUGCUAUUUAUUUUAUCUAUAACUACAUAGACAAAUUGUGUUUGAUUACACAGAAGAAAUUUUCAUUUGUUUUAGCGUAAAGCGCUAGGUGGUGGUGUGACUCGCCUCCAUACUGGAACUGGAACGCACAUUUUUCGAACGCUGUCACACUGCACUACACACGACAUUUUUUACUAAGCAUACAUAGUCAUUAUUGCUGAGAGAUUUUCAAAAUUAAAGACGUCUGAUGCAUCGCCUGCACCGCUGAUUCGUAGCGUAAAGCUCUCGCUAGCUCAGACUCUAGACUCACACUGACAUGCUAAGCUCACAGCGUAAUUUUUGUUGUCACAAAUGGCUACAUGUGUGUUUGUCUGCGUUAAAGCACUUAAACUAGCUUACAUUUGUUUCGUUAGCUGCCACCUUUUAGCCUGGUCUGUAAGGUUUCAGGGUUAAAACACAGGACCGGGCAGCACUCUGGAGCUUUUACAUGCGCGGUGAAGCUAGCUAAUCAACUGUAUGAUCUGUCCACUCUGUAACGUAAGAAUUCGUGGAAAUUUAUGGGAAAUCUGAUUGUUUUCAAUUUAGGCGUAAAUGUAAUCGGUGAUGCGAAGGCUUGGAAAUCAUCUCAAUGAGAAACGGAAAUAUGACUGGAAAUGAAAGAAGAGAAAUUGGUCAAUCAGCGCGGUUUAAUGCGGGACAAUCCGCAGCCUCAGAACUGUGUUUUUUUUUAUUAUUAUUAUUAUUAUUAUUAUUAUUAUAUAAAUAUACAAAUAUAACUAUAAAACUGUCUUCAAAGGCAUAAUAAAUGUGUUUAAGGUUUGGAAAGUGUUUUAUCUUAGCCGAGUUUGACCGUCCGUGUAUUUGUGACCAGGAUAUCAGUCCCACACACACACACACACACACAAACAGAAGCAGCUUUGUCCAGAGCAGGUGGACUGGUCAAUCUAGGCUAAGUAUAUCAUAUUUAUUAUGUUUAUUAUGGAGAUGUGUGUAAUACUGGAUACAGAGUAUCUGAAUCUCAUGCCAAAGAUGUGUAUGCAGUAAUGUAGUAUUAUUAAAGUGCUUCCUAACGUGUGUCCUGAUCUGUCAGCACGUCAACACCAGAACCACAGCAUUCUUCUUCUUCUUCUUCUUCGGAAGCGUGGACUCUUUCAUCGUUACUGUAUCGAUCGAUUGCCCGACUUUUCUGUUGAUUUUCUGGACAAAUCACCGUCACAGCAGCUACAGCAGGAUGAAGGACGAUCGGAUUUUAUUUGAGAAACCUGGAAAACAACUGCCAGAUCAAGCAGAACAUGCAUGAUGAUGUCCAGCACCUACGUUAAUCCCUCUGAUAGGUGGGACUGUCUGCUGUCAAGUAAUGUACGAAGAAAUAAAAAGUGACCAAUGGAAA
Hemibagrus wyckioides is the source of this 6199-nucleotide messenger RNA. It is a transcript of the gene st3gal3b, whose product is annotated as ST3 beta-galactoside alpha-2,3-sialyltransferase 3b. The transcript has 10 exons. NCBI's taxonomy places the organism in Eukaryota, Metazoa, Chordata, Actinopteri, Siluriformes, Bagridae. The record is from RefSeq and is a predicted model, not a curated record. Gene Ontology annotation, molecular function: sialyltransferase activity. The coding region runs from base 2431 to 3495 and encodes 354 amino acids.